Molecule: messenger RNA, 1264 nt
Organism: Paramecium pentaurelia
Lineage: Eukaryota; Ciliophora; Oligohymenophorea; Peniculida; Parameciidae
Source: the annotation of a GenBank genome assembly
AUGAAAAUUGAUAACAUCACUCCUAGAUAGUAUAUUCUUCGUCUUAAUCAUCAUCCUCCAGAUUAUAGACUAUAAAUACAAAAUUCCCCUGUUCAAAAACUAAAUAAAUAAAUUGACCUUACAAAUAAAUCUAUCACAGAAUCAAUCAAAAGUACAUAAAUCAAUAUAAAUCACUAAUAGAAAAGAUUCAGUUACGUAAGAUAUCUUAAAUCUCCUCAUAUUAACAUUAUGAUCCAAUUAAUUUUCCUUAAUCCAAUACUAUGUCAAUUGACACAAAAUAAUUCCACAUAUUCACUAAGAAAAAUUCUAGAGCAAAUACUUGUAUUUAAUAGCUCAGUUACACUUCUGAUUAUUCUAUUAAUCAUUAAAAACAAAAAAAACCUUAACAACCUUAAACAGCCAUUAAAAGAAACAAAAGAGUUUCACCUAUACAUAUUCCAUUAUGUCCUUCUAAUCCUUUUGGUCCACCUAUUACUGCAUAGAGUUGGUGUAUUAUAAAUGGAAAAGAUGGAUCUAUGUUAGCUGGUUAUAAUGAAAAACUUAAAAGUUAAAUAGCAUCCAUAACUAAAAUUAUGACUUGUUGGUUAUCUCUUAAAUUCAUCUCAUUAAUAUCAUUAGAUUUAGAUAAUACUUAUUUUACAGUACCAGAAGCAGUAUUAAACUAUUUCUAUAUAGGCAGAAAUAAUAGGUGGUACUUCUGCAUAAUUAUAAAAUGGAGAUUAAUUAAAUAUAAGAGAUCUUCUUUAUGGACUUAUGCUUCCUUCAGGAAAUGAUGCUGCCAUUACAUUAAAAUACAAUUUUGAAUAAAAUAUAGGAAUCAACUUUAUAGAUGAAAUGAAUAAUUGUGCAAAAGAAUUUGGUCUAAAAUCAACAUAAUAUAUGAAUCCACAUGGUAUUAUAACUAUAAUAUUAAUUAGGUUUAUAUCAUAAAUUUAAUUACUCUUCUGCUUUAGAUAUUGGAAUUUUAUGUUAUUAAACAUUAUAAAAUGAACAUUUUGCUAAUAUUGUUAAAACUAAAAUAUAUUUUAGUGAAAUAAUAGACAAAUUUGGUAACAUUAAAGAAAUACUUUGGGAAAAUACAAAUAAAUUAUUAGAUAAUGGAUUUCAAGGAGUUAAAACAGGUCAAACAAAAGAAGCUGGACCUUGUGUUGUAGAAUAUUAUUAGGAUAAUAAUAAUUCAUAUAUAAUUGUAUUAUUAAAUUGUAAAUCUACUGAUUAAAGAUGGGAUGAUACAAUUAAAUUAUUAGAAUGGAUAAAAUAAUGA